CGCCUACAGUUGCAGUCGGCGCACCAUUCCACGAGCACGCGACAUUCCGCGCGCGGCGGAUACCCCGCGAGAAUACCCGAUCCUCUCGACACACGACCGAGAAAAAAAAAUCGUAGAGAUAUAUCCGAACUUUGGGUGGAAAUCGGGUGAGACGCGAUCCUCUACCUGUGUAAUUGUAAUGUAAAUGCACUUUCGGUGAUAGAUAUUGCGUGAAUACUUGUAUUCGACAGUGAGAAAUUGGAUUGCUUCUGGCGGGAUCGGCGGAAACAACGCGUUCCUUUCCGUCUCUAAGAUUUAACGAAGAAUCUUGGAGUCGUGCCUGAUGUACUUGCGCAUACUUUACGUAUAGAUAUACUUGUACCUAUUAAUGAAUAAUUUGAAUACUUGAAGAUCAGCGAGAGCAAAGAAUAAUCAGCAUUUGCAUUGCCUGAAAUUCGCGUUUUGUUAUUUAAAUUGCGAAAAAUUCAGUGCUACGAUUUUCGAUAUUAAUAUUCACUACUUAAUAAAGAGAAUAUUAUAUUUAAUCGAUCGAGAGAGAUAAAAGAUAUCUUCCAGAAUAAAAAAAAUACACAAAUCAAUUGAUAAGACGCCCUUCGCGAUUUCAUCCCGCAAGAUCAAGAAUUUUCCUUUGAAGAACGAGAAUAUUACAUCGAUCGAUAGGUCAACGAAAUCGCGGGCAUUCAACACCUAAGAUAGUCAGGUAACGACCAGAAAUCGAAGUCAGUGCGGAGAACACACGUAUCUUUAACGAGGCACGAAGAGGGGGACGCCCUUACAUGCGUCAUCGCGCUAUCGCGGGUGCAAAUCGCACGUGAGCAUUGCACGUGAACGGCAGUACAACACGUGCACCACAACGUUUGGCAUCGAACGCUGUGACAGCCAACGCCUCCGUCCCAUUGUCGCGCACGUGCAACAAUAAAUGCGUCGUCGUUGCCGCGGAUGACGUCCCGUACGUUUUUCAAGAUGAUCACCCACUGGAUUGUCCUGCUGGCUCUCGGCGCCGUCUGUCACGGUCUUCCCGCCAACGAGCUUGCUGAUACGAGCACCAUUGGAGAUAUCGGAAAUGUCUCAGAAGCAACCACUGUUGCCGAAGUGAAAGGUCAUUCUAUGGAUGAUAUAAUGCCGGGAACCAAGCCACCACCGAUUACUGUGGUGUUCGUCGAUAUUCCGGAACAUACGGAAACGGAACUGGGCUCAUCCGUGUUGUUGGCAUGCCGAACCGCUAAUCCUGUAGCCGAGUGCCAAUGGUCCUGGCAGCCAUUACCGCCCAUACACCUGCCACUUCCGGAUAUCAGUGAAAGCCCAUCAGUUUCUACGACUACGGGGAUUUCGUGGAUGAGCUCAACGAUCACGUCAACUCCUACGACCCAUCCGUUGCCGGUACGACAAUUUCCGGCAUUCGGGAACAACAGCAACGAUUGCUCCGUGAGAUUCUCCAGCACGAAACACGAGCAGACAGGAUACUGGACUUGUGCGGCGAGAGUCUCCACCAACGAUCCUUUCACCAGCACUGAACCUGCCAAACUCAGCAUCGUCAACGCCAAUCACGGUAUCCUCAUCACGUUCGCGAAGCAAAACGAGAAUGUCAUCGAGGUGCCCGCGGGAUCCUCGGCGCAGAUAAUGUGCCAGACCAAGUCGCCGGUACGCGAAUGCCAGUGGUCCUGGCGGCAACUGAAUCAAUCGCAGCCCUGGAACCUCGACGUGAAAUCAUUCCCGGCCUUUGGUAAUGACAGCACGGAAUGCAGCAUCAAGUUCAAAAACGUUCUGCCGGAGCAGGAGGGUUACUGGACCUGUGGUGCGCGAAUCGAUCCGAAUUCCUCGUUCACCCAGGCGACUCCUGUUCGUUUCCUCAUAUCGGAAGUCGAGUUCGUGCAGUUGUCGCGCGGCGUACAGGUUGCGGCCGGCGAGUCGGUCUUUCUACGAUGCCUGGCGAACAAGCCGGUGGUACAGUGCGAGUGGUCGUGGAGGGCGUCGAACUCGAGCAAGGAACCGCUGCUGGUCAAGAAGUUCAAUCCAAACAAGGACGCCGAUCACGACUGUUCCGUGCGAUUCAAGAAUAUACUGUACGAGGAGGAAGGACUGUGGACUUGUGGGGUCCGUUUAACGCCAGACGGGAUCCUGCAUACGGCGCCCGCGGCCACUGUCAGCCUCCUGCCCACUGCUAAGGUGAGCUUCGUCGAUUUGCCGACGGACACGGCGGUGCCGAUAGGUACAGAAGCCGUACUGAAGUGCAUCACCAGCAGCCGAGUCGAGAAAUGCUCGUGGACCUGGAGACCAUUGAACAGCAUUGAUUCCGAAAACGUUGUUAUCAACGAAUUUCCCAGCAACGGCGAUCUCGGUCGCGACUGUUCGCUUCAUCUUCCGCAGGUGCAGGCGGAGAAACAAGGAAAUUGGGGCUGCCAGGUGUCCAUCUCAUCGCUCAACACCGUCCUAACGUCGCCAUCCGCCAAACUCACGGUCUUCGAGCAAGACGAAGUGAAGUUCUCAGAGCUGUCGCAGGACAUUCAGAUCUCCUCCGGUAGCAGUGUCCUGCUACGUUGUGUGACAUCCUCGGCGGUGGAUCAGUGCCGUUGGUCGCUCACCCCCGUCAACUCCAACACCACCGUAGUGGUGAAGCAAUUUCCGGCGGCUGGCAACGAGGCGCGAGACUGCAGCGUUCGUCUGAGUCACGCGCUCGCCGAACAGGAGGGACUCUGGACCUGCGGUGCCAGAAUACACGGCCGGCAAAAUUACACGGACGCGCCGCCCGCGAAGCUGAGCCUCCUCGAACCAGAACCCGUCACUAUCGCGGUUUGGUCUACGCCUCAUCAGAUGGUUACUCUUGCAUGUAGGAUCGGAGCUGUGUCAUCGGAAGCCAACUGCCACUGGAUCCACGUUCCAAAUGUUCACAUACAUCAAAACUAUAGCAAGCUUGCGAAGAAGCCGAGGCAUAACAUGCAAAUGGAUUACACCACGGGUAUAUGCAAGCUAGUCUUCAAACCGGAUCAUUCCGAUCUAGGAAAGUGGACUUGCACAUUUACUCUAACGAAUGAAAACACUGACAUCGAGAUAGGAAGCGCGACACUCGUUCUGCUCAACACCGUAGCAGAUGAAAAACUAGGAUGGAUCGUGGGUGCCUUAACGGCUAUGAUUUUAUUCCUGAUGAUAAUAGUCGUAGUAUUAGUGGUGUGUAAGGCGCGAAUUUUCGUCCGUAAGACGUCCGAAGUUCUGGAAACCUUACCCUCCAACGUAAACAAACAAAGUGUGAAAUUCCGUGGUGAAAAUUAUACCGAAGAUCAGGGGAAGAUAAAUCUUCACUUCACCGAGGACAGCCGUACAUCGAGUCUCAAAAGCAUUUUACCCAAUAGAAGUCCACGCUUGCAAGAUCGCAUGGAGAAAAUUCAUGCAAUGCCGUCUAAAGUAUUUGAGAAUGUUGGAAUGUAACACAUGAUUUUCUUCGUCGAUAUAAAAAAUUGUUUCUAACGAAUUAACAUAAGAUUAUUUUUUUUAUAUCAGAAGUUAAAACUGUAUUACUAUAGGUGAAAAGAUGUAUUUUUUAGUAGAUACAAGAAAAUUG
This is a messenger RNA of Camponotus floridanus (Florida carpenter ant), 3556 nucleotides long. RefSeq lists its product as uncharacterized. The record is from RefSeq and is a predicted model, not a curated record. The transcript has 11 exons. Gene Ontology annotation, biological process: cell-cell adhesion. Lineage: Eukaryota; Metazoa; Arthropoda; Insecta; Hymenoptera; Formicidae. Gene Ontology annotation, cellular component: cell-cell junction. Gene Ontology annotation, molecular function: cell adhesion molecule binding. The coding region runs from base 940 to 3423 and encodes 827 amino acids.